Hyla sarda is the source of this 395-nucleotide messenger RNA. RefSeq names its product aldehyde dehydrogenase family 3 member B1-like. Gene Ontology annotation, biological process: aldehyde metabolic process. NCBI's taxonomy places the organism in Eukaryota, Metazoa, Chordata, Amphibia, Anura, Hylidae. The record is from RefSeq and is a predicted model, not a curated record. Gene Ontology annotation, cellular component: cytoplasm. Bases 42 to 395 code for a protein of 117 amino acids. Gene Ontology annotation, molecular function: aldehyde dehydrogenase (NAD+) activity. The transcript is spliced from 3 exons.
CACAACACAACAACCACUAAUACUACACACAGGAGGUAACAAUGGCGCAGGAUGACACCGUCCUCCAUCUGAGGAGAAGCUUUCGGGAGGGGAGGACGAGGCCGAUGCAGUUCAGGAUCUCACAGCUGGAGGCGCUAAACAGAUUCCUAGAGGAGAAAAAGAGUCAGAUCCUGGAGAGUCUGAAGAAAGAUCUCAACAAGCCUCCAUUUGAAGCGGAGCUAUCAGAGCUGAGUCUGGUGAAAAGUGAGAUAAACUUGGCCCUGAACAACCUGAGCUCCUGGAUGAAGGACGAGUACGUGUCCAAGAAUUGGGUGAGUCCACGGAUCAGGACCAGUCCACGUGUCCACCCCAGAGUCCAAUACUUGAGCCACCAAUGUACCCCGAGAGACAUCUAA